AGAGUCCUCAUGACAUCGUGAUGCAGAAACAAUCCACAAAAUUACUAGGCCUACGUAGAACUCCAGAGGAGUAAUCGUAAUUAGAUCUGCGUCCUCGCAGCUACCCUCGGCAAUUGGUGACUGCCGGAUCAAGUGCUAGAACUAGUAGUGCAUCACGAUUUUACAACAUGAAAAAGCAGAACGGCGCUGCGAAGUGAAUGCACUGAGUAGAAGCUUAAACCUUUCCGGAGUAUAUGUAGCUCCUGUUGGCUUAUUUUCACUUAUUCAGCUGUUGGAACUGACUCCGCCUCCAAUUAUCGGCCCCCGUAGCUAGUUGUGCAACAGCACAUCAAAAAUCACGAUCAUGUCCUUCUUCUUCACGUCCACUUUUCGUCACCUCCCGCAAACCGCCCUCCGGCUCACCGGCGCCACGACCGCGGUUUCUUGUGAGGAAAUCCGGAAGGGGGAAGUGGUCAACUGGUCAGGUACCAGGAAAUCCGGCAAGAAUGCCGAGACGGUUGUUGUGGAAGAUACAGAGGAUUUGGCGACAUUUAUGGAGAAAAGAAAGCAGGAACUGCUGAGCCAAAGACUGUACUCUCCGUCGUACCGCAGAAGUCAUCAAAGUGGCACGACAAUCACGAACCUCGCGGAUGCCAUCCCGCGGCAGAAUUUCCUCCGACCUCUAGGUGCGUGUUUGAGUCCGAACGGAGCAGGAUUGAUCGCUGUGGAGGAGGAGGAAAUACUGAAGAACAUCAAAGCGGAUGAAAAUGAUUUCACAUCCAGCAAUACAAACUCCCCUUCAACAACAACAGCACCCGCUGCUCAAAUGUUGUCCUGCGAAAAACUUCGGGACAUCAAAAUCGACAAGGAAAACAUGACCAUCACUGUUGGUGCGGGCUGCACGGUGCAGGAGGUGUUGGAAACUUUGGAUGAGCAGAAUUUGACUCUCUCGAACUUCUCCUCUGUCACCGACCAAACCAUCGCAGGGUGGACGCAGGUUGGAGCGCACGGAACGGGGGUGUACGAUUCAACGGUAGAUGACAUGGUGGUUGGUAUUGAGGUCGUCACGCCGAGCAGUCACGGGGUCGUGAAAUUGGACAAGAAACAGCUGGAGGGAGAACUUUCAAAAGCUACAUCCUCUAGUAAUGCAACGGCCGGAUCCACUACUACUGCACUUUCUUCCUCGUCUUCUCAACUCGCGUCCAAACUCGAGGAUUUCUACCAUCUGCGCUGCGGCCUGGGUUUGUUCGGCGUGGUUUCCUCCCUGACGCUGAAGGUGGUGCCGAAAUUUCAGCUGAAAGAGUCAAUCUACGUUUUGACCAGGAAAGAAGUGGUGAACGGGCACCGGGAGCGGAUCAGGAGACACCGGCUAUGAAUUGCAAGAGCAUCGUACUAGUACAAAUUGCAUAUACAGAUUUUCUCAGCGUGAAAAAUUGAAUUUGUCACUCUGUUUUACCUUGCUGGAAAGAAAAUUUGUCAUGCAUGCCUGCAAGUAGUACGGGUACGAAACUUUUGCACAGGAUACCGGCACGUCAGGUACCACUGGAUCCCCUGGACAGAAGACGUGGUGGUCACGGUGUGUGAUCCAGUGCUGGGGAAUACUUCAAGUUCUGGCUCCAAUAUAUCGACUGCGAGGUCACUGGAAAAAAUGCAACCUGACAGUGAAGAAGACGACGCAGAGGAAUCUUCCUUCGCGCCAGAAAGGGAGUCGUAUCUGACAAAACUGUAUCCUGUGCAAAAGUAUCGCACUCGUACAAAUGCAAGUCUUGCAUUACAAAUCUUGUUUUCAAGGGCAAGGCAAAUCCGCAUUACAAAUUUUAUUUCUAAUGCUGAGGACGAGAUUUGUAAUGCAUUUAUACGAAUACGAUACUUUUGCAGUUCAUAAACUGAACGAAAAAACCAACACGAUCGGUGCUUUAGACACAGCAACCGUGAAGGAGGUGAACCAGAUAUCAAACAAAAAGGUGCUAUACAUUAACGGUUUCCAGAGGUUGCAGCUAUGCACGACAGAUUUUUCCUAGAAUGCACGGCAUGCAAUACAAAUUUAGGCUCCCUUUCUAAUGCGGUCCUGCAUUACAAAUUCCGUUAACGUUAACGCUUUUUCCUGUGAUACCAAAAAGAAGCACAGUUUUGGCGGAAUUUGGUGCAGAAAAGGGGAAAACGGUUUACGGAGGAAUUGAAGAGCCAGGACGUCGGAGGCGGUGGGUAUCAUUUCUACGGUGAGCCGUUGUCGAAAACAAGCAACAACAGAAAUUCGCUAUCGCUGAGGAAUCGGUCUGCAAGGUCCGGCGCUCAACAAGACGCCCUAUUCUCUGAUUUCGACCCGAGGUCUUCUCAUUUUCAUUGGAACAUGGACACGGCGGCGACGAUAAGAAAUUCUUCUUCAUCUUCAUCCGCCUCCAGAUCUAGCACGACGUCAGCCAAAGGAGCCAACACUUUCAAUUGCAAAGCCCUUCAGAGACAAGCAGACUCCAAAGACAUCCUCGGUUUCCAGUGCGGAGGAUCGCAGCACGUCAUGGAGAUUUGUUUCAAAGUGAACGACAAAGACUUCAACUCCCCCAUGACCAGUUUCUCCCGGCCGGAGCACAGUCUGGACAACGAUCUCCACUACAUGCUGGAACUGCUGGAUAUGGCGUUCGCAGACGUUACAUUCUCAACUGUUACAUGAAAUUUGUAAUGCAAGAAUGGCAAAAGUGAAGGGGAAAAGAUUGCGCCUUUUGCAUUACAGGUUUGGGGCCGAUUGUCUUUGUCAUGGUAUCUAGCGCGUCAAGAACGUGUCAUGCGAAGCAGCUUGGUUAUGUAGAUGUAGAUGCUGGUCGUGCCAAUUUUGCAUGACAAAGUCAUGUAACAGCUGAGAGUGUAAUGUUUGAGAGUCCCAUACUGGAAAAGGUGGAGCGGCAGGAAAUCGCCGCGCCGUCCCCAAUCGAACAGAGGUGGACCAAAGCGUCGAAGAGCUACCUGUCCCCGUGCUACAGCGAGAAGGACAGCGAUAUCUUCACGUGGAUUGGCGUGAUCAUGUACCGGGUGACACCUUCGCCAGAUGCAGUUACAGCAACUCCAGCACCGGCGGGAUCCGAAUCCGAAUCUUCAUCGGAGGACCACCAUGCGGUAAAAAUGCAAUCAGAUUCAUCCAACCAGGAGACGUCCUCGAUAUCAAAUGCAAGUCUGUCUGGGUCUGGAAGAUUGCAAGUUUGUCAUGCUUGUCUCACAUGACUCUUGACUUGAACCUGUAAUGCACUUGACAGGAAAUAAAGAGCCUCUUGCCUGUCAUGCAAAAAUGUAGUUUGUCAUGCGGAAAGCGAAACACAAAGGAGCCCAGAAACUUGUCAUGCGUGGCUGCCUAUUGGAGUGUCCUCGCAAUUCAUAUUAUGAAUUGCGAGGACACUCCAACCAUAUUUGCGAAUUUAUGACAUAAAUUAGCAUCACAAGUUUCCAGACCCAACCAUAUUUGCGUUUGAUAGUCGAGAACGUUAGCCGAUAUCGAAAACUACUUCAACUACUACGCGGGACAGCACCUCGCUUUGUGCCUCCGGUAUAAUGGGGUGGUGCAUUGGGGCAAGAUGCCGCGGUUUUUCGAACAAGAUUUGUACCCGUUGGCGAAAGCUUGUGUGAAGAAAAGAUUUGGGGAAAUGAAUUUAGAAAGCGUCGGGAUGGUUCGCAGGAAAUACGAUCCACUAAAAAUGCUCGGAAUGGCGCCGUGGGAGUAUUGAAGAAAUGACGGUUACCGGCGAAUCUUCAGAAUUUUUUCUUGACUUUGAGACUAAUACGCGUGGCACUGUCCUCCUAUCUACUGAAGGCUACGCCGGCGUGUUUGUGUAGUGUUGCGAGUAGAACAAGUACUAGUUUCAGAUCUAACCGAAGCGGCUGCGUCUCGUACGGUUUCGCUCGCGAUGAGCAUUGAGAAGAUCUGGAACUGUGAUACCUAC
Messenger RNA from Amoebophrya sp. A120, 3905 nucleotides. NCBI's taxonomy places the organism in Eukaryota, Dinophyceae, Syndiniales, Amoebophryaceae. The record is from the annotation of a GenBank genome assembly.